CACACAUAUCUUAAAGAAAACCAGACAGAAGAAAAUCCAAAGUUCAAAACCAGUUUCAUUCUUCGAUAUUUGCUUCUUCAAAACUCCAUCUCAAAUGAUUCAUAGUUCAAAUUCAUCAUCCGAUCGUCGUCGGAUACUUUCAUUUCCGGUAGUUCAUCCAUGUCAAAAUAUCUUACCCGCCACUUUGCUCGUCUCCCUCAUUUCUUUAGCUCAUAAAAUAUGUGAUUACCAGUUCAAAUCCUUUGUUACUCAAAGAAAGAAUGCGAGGGAAACAGUACGUUACGUUCAAAAUCUUCUUAUAUUCUUGGAAGAAGUCAGGGAUAACAACUCUGUCUUACUUCACUCCAUUAAUCUCUGUUUCUUUGAGCUUCAUCUUAGUUUCCAAAAGAUUAUGUUUCUUUUAGAAGAUUGUUCUCAAGAAGGUUCACAUUCAUGGAUACUAAUGAAAUGCAAACAAGUUUCUAAUGAGUUUCGGGUACUUAUCAGAACCAUUGCAACAGCUCUAGAUGUUCUUCCGAUUGGUUUAAUUGAUUUACCAAAUGAAGUCAAAGAGAUUGUUGUUUUAGUUGCUAAACAAGCCGAGAAAGCGAAAUCCGAGGUGGAGCUAACUGAUGAAAGAACUGCAGUUUUGGUUACUUCCAUAUUGAAUCAAUUCGAUAACCGAGUUGCUCCCAAUCCGACUGAUUUAAAGAGGGUUUUAGAUUACUUAAAUAUUCGAAAUUGGAAUCAAUGUAAUAAAGAGAUUAAGUUUUUGGAAGAAGAGAUUAGUACUGCAAGAGCUCGUGGAGAAAACAGAGAGGUUGAUUUCUUAAGAAAUUUAAUCGUCUUCGUUAUUUAUUCUCGUGUCGUGGUUUUCGAUUUCAUAGACGAACACCGAAGUAGUUCUAACAAUUUAUCUAUAUUUGAUCAUGGAAGUAAGCCCGGAUCGAUGAUUAGCUGUUUGGAUUCAGAUGAUUUUCUUUGCCCGAUUUCUCUUGGGAUUAUGUCAGACCCGGUAAUAAUCUCAACUGGUCAUACAUUCGAUCGAGUUUCAAUUCAAAAAUGGUUCAAAUCCGGGAACUUGAUCUGCCCCAAAACCGGCGAGAAACUUACAAGCAUCGAGAUGGUUCCAAAUUCAGCUCUACGAAAGCUAAUUCAUCAAUUUUGUUUCGAAAAUGGGAUCCCGAUAGUUCGAGAGGCAAGUCAAAAUCAAAACCGAAAGGACGUCAAGCGAACUAAAACAGAACACACUAGCCAAAGUGGUGCAGCAGAGGAAGCUAUGAAAAUGGUUGCUGAAUUUCUACAAUGUAAUCUCUCCACUGGAACAACUUCAGACAAAAACAAAGCUGCUUACGAAAUCCGGUUAAUAGCAAAAUCGAAUAUCUUCGACAUGUCUUGUGUAGCUGAAUCUGGUACAAUUCCUUACCUCCUAAAUUUACUAUCAUCAAUGUCACCCUCAACUCAAGAAAAUGCAAUGGCAGCAUUACUAAACCUUACUAGGCAUCAGAAAAGUGCAAACAUCAAACAAUCCAUUGUCGAAAAUUGCGGAUUGAUUCUUAUUUUAGAUGUUUUGAUCGAAGGUUUAAAGAUCGAAACACGAAAACUCGCAGCUCUAACAUUAUUUCAUCUCUCAUCAGUUGAAGAAUAUAGAAAAUUAAUUGGUGAAAUUCCUGAAGCAAUUCCUUCAUUAGUAGGUCUACUAAAGGAAAAUGCUCUAGACAACAGUGGGAAAAAGAGUGUCGUUGUUGCUAUUCUAGGAUUACUGUGGUUCCCUGGGAAUCAUAAGAAAGUUCUUGAAUGUCGAACAGUGAAGAUUUUAGUCGAUCUUUUGAAUUUAGAGAAUUCAUUGGAUUUCAUUACUGAAGCAUUAGCUGUGUUAGCAAUUUUAGCUGAAAAACAAGAAGGGUCGUCAGAGAUAUUACGAACGUCUUCGGCUUUAUAUGCACUGGUGGCUACUUUGGAAUCCUCAUCUAUAUCUGCACCAGCAAAAGAAUACUGUGUUUCGAUUCUUCUUUGUUUGUGUAUAAAUGGUGGAAAAGAAGUGGUUGCGGUUUUACGAAAACCUACUUCGCUCAUGUGUUCGUUAUACAAUCUUCUUACACAAGGUACAUCUCGUGCUUGUAAGAAAUCUAGUUCGCUUCUUAAAAUUCUUCACGAAUUUAAUGAUUCAGGUUCUUCAUCAAAUCGUUCAGGGAGACCAGAGUUCCGUCAGGAUCGUCACUUUGUUCAUGCACAAUAGAUUAGAUAUACCGUCGCCGAUUCAGAAUUUUUUUAGUUUUUGUUUCGGCGAAUCAAUUAUUAUCAGUUGUUAUAUACUGUAUAUGUAUAUGUACAUGUAAUCUAAUACACACAGUUUUGGAUGUGUUUGGGUUUUGCCUUUUAUCUUUCUUACAGCAUUCUAGUUGAGAUUUUGUUUAUUAAGAGCUAAUCAGUAUUAUUGGAAUAGCUUCCAAUUAUGAAGCUUAGCUGAUUUGUUAAUAACUUAAUAUUACUUAAUCCAUUUGUUACAAUUAUAUGUUGGAGUCUAUGAAUAAUACAGAAAUUCUUAUAAA
This is a messenger RNA of Papaver somniferum (opium poppy), 2531 nucleotides long. RefSeq names its product U-box domain-containing protein 19-like. The transcript has a single exon. Gene Ontology annotation, molecular function: protein binding; ubiquitin-protein transferase activity. NCBI's taxonomy places the organism in Eukaryota, Viridiplantae, Streptophyta, Magnoliopsida, Ranunculales, Papaveraceae. Gene Ontology annotation, cellular component: cytoplasm; nucleus. The coding region runs from base 95 to 2218 and encodes 707 amino acids. The record is from RefSeq and is a predicted model, not a curated record. Gene Ontology annotation, biological process: protein ubiquitination.